CCCCCCCCCCUUAUGUUUCUCCUUGUUCCCACCUUCCCCUUCCUCUCUGAGCACACUCCGUGUAGCCAGUGGACGGUCGGUCUCUCAGUGCUCCUCUUUCUCUUCUUCCCUUCUUCCAUUCCUUACCCUCUCAACCCCCUCAAAAGGAAUGGAAAUCACAUUUUAGUCCCUCCCGACCCUUGAAAAUUGCAUCAAAGUCCUUUCAAGAAAUUCUCUGGGAUCAGUACAUGAGCUCUUAUACUCCUGUCUCUUAAGGGAGUUCGCUCUCUUUCUCUCUCCUCCCUCGGUUCUAUUUUGCUCUGUUCUCUUUCUGGAGAGAAGGCUUCGGAGAUAUGGAGAAGAAGCAGGGGUUCUUCGCAUCGCUGAAGGAGGAGGUGGUGAGGGGCCUCUCGCCGGCGAGGUCUCGGGCGAAGAGCCCGGCGAGGAGCCCGUCGCCAAUGGCGGGGUUGCUGCUGCCACGGCGGCGAAAGGCCGGGAACGGGCGCCACCACUCGCUGGCGCACCUCCCGGAGCCGUUGAUCGCGAGAUCCGGCAGCUUCCGGCCCGUCGGGGAGGCGCUAGCCCCGCUCGUGGAGGGGCCCGACCCGGACGCCAUCGCGGACGGCGGCGGGGAGUCGCGGCGGGAGGGUGGUUGGGGCCACUGGGUCCGGGGCCAGCUUUCCCGCGCCCCCUCUGUCUCCUCCGGCGCCGGAGGCGGAGGCGCCUCCUCCUCUUCCUACCAUCGCCGCUCCGACCUCCGCCUCCUCCUGGGCGUCAUGGGCGCCCCGUUAGCCCCUGUUCACGUCAGCUCCGCCGACCCCCUCCCCCACCUCAGCAUCAAAGACACGCCCAUUGAGACCUCGUCGGCGCAGUACAUACUGCAGCAGUACACGGCGGCGUCGGGAGGCCUUAAGCUCCAGAGCUCCAUCCGUAACGCGUACGCCAUGGGGAAGGUGAGGAUGGUGGCGUCGGAGUUCGAGACGGCGACCAAGGUAAUGAAGAACCGCGGCUCGUCGCGGUCCGUGGAGUCCGGCGGCUUCGUCCUCUGGCAGAUGGCCCCCGACAUGUGGUACGUCGAGCUCGCCGUCGGCGGCAGCAAGGUCCACGCCGGCUCCAACGGCAAGCUCGUGUGGCGCCACACCCCCUGGCUCGGCGCCCACGCCGCCAAGGGCCCCGUCCGCCCCCUCCGCCGAGCCCUCCAGGGACUCGAUCCGUUGACCACGGCGAGCAUGUUUGCCAAUGCCCGGUGCAUUGGAGAGAAGAAGGUCAACGGGGAGGAUUGCUUCAUUCUCAAGCUCUGUGCUGAUCCACAGACACUGAAAGCUAGAAGCGAAGGCCCGGCCGAGAUCAUAAGACAUGUCCUUUUCGGCUACUUCAGCCAGCGAACCGGGCUGCUCCUCCACAUGGAGGACUCCCACCUUACCCGAAUCCAAUCCAACGCCGGCGGCGAUGCCGUCUACUGGGAGACCACCAUCAACUCCUUCCUCGAUGACUACCGCCUGGUUGAAGGCGUCAUGAUAGCCCACUCGGGCCGUUCGGUGGUCACCCUGUUCCGCUUCGGCGAGAUGGCCAUGAGCCACACCAAGACAAGGAUGGAGGAGGCGUGGACCAUCGAGGAGGUGGCCUUCAAUGUCCCUGGCCUCUCCGCGGAUUGCUUCAUUCCUCCAGCCGAUAUAAGGUGCGGCUCCAUUAGCGAAACCUGCGAGCUGCCCGGCGGCGAGAGGGCAAAGACCAGCAUGGUCCACCGGGCAAGGGUGGCGGCGGUGGAGAAGCCGCAGGAUGCCGGCGAGAAGAUCGUUUGGAGGGUCGAAGUCUAAUACUUAGGAGUAGUGUAUUGCAUUGUUCAUACUAGUAGACGUUAUUCCAGUUAACUGACUCACCAUGAAAUGUAGGUUGGUAGACACUGAUUCGAGAUAGAUAAUUUGGAGUUUUCGCCAAAUGGGGGCUGUCCUCUGUAUAUAGGAGCAUAAUUGUUCACAGGUCUUACUUCUCACAGGGCCUGGGUGAAUCUUUAUUCUCUGGAUGCAGAAUUCUUGGCAGAUGGAUUGGUUAGAAGUAUCACCUCCCUGUGGGAUGGGGAGUGGAUUUCUUCCUUCCAUGCCCAAAGGAUCUUGUUUGUGCUGGUGAUCUGGAGCUAGUACUAAUUCGCCUUGCGGGCGGCGACAGCAAUUCACUGGCCUGGCCGGCCGGCGCGUCGCAGCUCCGACGGCCUUUCAGAUUAAGUUGUAAUGUGUGUUUGUUUGUUCUUUGUUAUCAAAACUCUUGUUCAUGUUGCAGGAGAAGCUAGUUUUGGGAAGUAGCUACCCGUUCCUCCCUGCCUUAAGCUGUAACCAAAUUUGUGUCUUUUAGUAUCUGGAUGUAUGUGUCAGUCCUAAUUGGGAGAGGAGUCGAUGUAAAACAAACUUCCAUCAGAUAUUGAAGGCUUACAUGUUAUCUCUCUUGCUCU
This is a messenger RNA of Phoenix dactylifera (date palm), 2425 nucleotides long. RefSeq lists its product as uncharacterized. The record is from RefSeq and is a predicted model, not a curated record. Lineage: Eukaryota; Viridiplantae; Streptophyta; Magnoliopsida; Arecales; Arecaceae.